Molecule: messenger RNA, 2544 nt
Organism: Zootermopsis nevadensis
Lineage: Eukaryota; Metazoa; Arthropoda; Insecta; Blattodea; Termopsidae
Product: methyl farnesoate epoxidase-like
Biological process (GO): xenobiotic metabolic process
Cellular component (GO): cytoplasm; intracellular membrane-bounded organelle
Molecular function (GO): steroid hydroxylase activity; heme binding; oxidoreductase activity, acting on paired donors, with incorporation or reduction of molecular oxygen, reduced flavin or flavoprotein as one donor, and incorporation of one atom of oxygen
Source: RefSeq, a predicted model, not a curated record
UUUUUCACAGCAAUUAGUUGUUUGCCGUCACAUUACAAGUCUUCAUGCAUAUCUGUUGUGUGCUGUGAAUUAUAUAUCUGCUAUCAGAGUUUGCUUCCAGAACAGAGUGAACAAUGAUAACUUUAAUUCUUAUAGCAUUGAUUGCUUCUAUCUUGUAUUCGCUUUUAAUUUUCAGACCCAAAAACUUUCCGCCUGGUCCCCCAUGUUUACCAUUGGUGGGUACUCUGCCAUUUGUACCGUCUAAGAAUGUGCACUUCACCAUGGUUAAGAAGUGGAUAAAUGAUUACGGACCUGUUGUCGGCCUCAUGUUUGGUUCUCAUCCGGCAGUAGCUGUGAUUGGAGCAAAGCAAGUUAUGGAGGUCCUUCGCAGAGACGAAUUCCAAGGAAGACCUUACACCUUUAACGCAAAACACAGAUCUUUCAACAAGAGACUAGGGUUCUUCUUUACCGAUGGACCCUUCUGGCAGGAACAGCGUCGCUUUACUCUACGUCACUUGAGAGAUCUUGGGUUUGGGAAAAAGAGUUUGGAGGGCAUAAUUGUGGACGAGGCAGAAGUCCUGUUCAAGAAACUCUUAAAUGUUGAGAUCCAGAGAAAUGGAUUCUUUGGCCUUUCUUCCAUCAAUGUACUGUGGGCAGUUUUGGGUGGUGUACGACAUUCUCAAAAUGAUACAGAAUUUACGACACUUCUGCAGAAGAUAACAAAACUGUUUCGGACAGGAAAUCCAUCUGGUGACAUCAUAGAUAUCAUACCAUUUCUGAGGCAUUUAUUCCCUGACGUAGCUGGCUACAAGGACAGAAUGAUCGGAACUGUAUGUUCACAGAAUUACUUCCGGAAAAGUAUCCGAGAACAUAUGAAAACUCUUGAUGAAAAUGCACCUAGAGAUUUUAUAGAUUUGUAUUUGACCGAAAUGAAACAGAAUGACGGUACUAACAAUUCAUCAUAUACAGAGGACGGGCUAAUUAUGAUUUUGCUAGAUCUGUUCUCUGCGGGUGCAGAGUCUGUUGCUAACAGCCUGGAUUACGCUCUGCUUUAUAUGAUUCUGAACCCUCAUAUUCAGAAGAAGGUACAGGAAGAAUUGGAUACCGUAGUUGGACGCAGCAGAAGACCCACGCUGGACGACAAACCAAGACUGCCUUACGUGGAAGCUACCAUCAGCGAGGCGCUUCGAAUUAACCCAAUUGCUCCACUGACCCCAAAUCACAGAGUUCUGAAGGACACGAAGCUAGACGGAUAUGAAAUUCCCAAGGAAACAAUGGUCAUCAUAAAUAUCUGGAGCGUUCUGUCUGAUCCUGGUCAUUGGGGCGACCCGGAAGUUUUCAGACCUGACAGAUUUCUUGAUUGUAACGGCAAGUUUGUGAAAGACGAAUGGUUGGUCAAUUUCGGAAGUGGAAAACGAUAUUGUAUCGGAGAAUCGCUUGCAAAGAACGUCUUGUUCAUUUUCUUCGCAAGUUUCUUCCAAGAAUUUUCAAUUACCAUUCCAGAAGGGGAUCCGAGUCCAACCACAAUGCCUCAGCCUGGAUUUACAACAGCUCCUCACCCAUUCAGAAUGAAACUAAAGCAACGCAUGUAACCGGAAAACAAAAGGCCAAUGUUGAACACUGACCUUCUGGUAAUUCAUUAAAACAGUAGUUGUUAGAACAUACUGCACAUUCAAGGCGCGUUUGCAACCCUGCAAAUGCCUAUUACAAUCGCCACCUAUCCGUUUGUACGCUUGUAACAACAUAAAAACUGGGCGAACGGACUUUCAUGAAGUUUGACAAUGAGAAGUUUUAUAAAAAUUGGUUGACAUAUUUUGAACAAAACAUCACAAAGAUACAGGACACAUUAUUGUGAUUGUAUCUGGCGAAAGCACCAUAAUUUUGAGCUAUGUGUGCAUUUCCAAGCUUUUUUUUUCUCUCUUGAAGACAGUAACUGUGUAUUAUAACCACCACGUUGAGCCUAACAGAUAAAAAUUCCAAUUAAAGAUUUCCGAAACGCUUACUACAUUGCAUUUAGGUACUAUUGAUGGGAAUUUGGUAGACGUGAUAUUGUAUAAAACUACUAUUAACUGUUUUCAUUUUUUAAGGUAAUUACAUUACAUGAUUACAUCAUUUGAUAAAUAAAUGAACAAACCGAAAUAAUCUAAAAGACUGUCUGCUGCAUAUGAACUGAACGAUAUUCAACUUUAUUUUUCGAGUUUUGUUAAUUAGAAAUUUUGCGAAUUCGAAUACAGAAUGAAUUAUGAAAUUUAAAUAUUUGGUUGGAUUAUUUGUGACUGGAUUAGCCUAGAUAUUGAAUUUAUUAUUAAAUUAUACAAUUCCAUGUUCUUCUGAACAUAUGGGUGACAAUAUGUGAGUAAACGUCUAAUAAACAACAGCAAAUAUUCUAACAUGUGAUUCAAGGUGUGUGUUUACAACAGAAAUACGAAAACGGACAACAAAUUUUAUAUAUCCAUUAGUUUCAACCUUUCAUUGUUUUUUCUUUCUUUUAGAUUUGUACACGCUUCAUGUAGAGUAUAUUAAUGUAUCUGACACGAAUAUAUUAAAAGUUACUUUUGAGUUCCA